GAGCGAGCGAGCGGCGGCGCAUGCUUCAUGAAUGAGUCCCCCCUCCACCGCCACAGCAGGUCGGACCCCCCCAUCCGCCUGCACCCCGAUGCCCGUGUGGGUGCGCAGCCCGGCGGCGAACAGUAGAGGAGCCAGCCGCCAAUGAGCCCGGACGGUAAACACUCGGCACCGGAGCUACAUGACCGUUUCAUCCCAUCAGGAACCACACGACAGGAUAAGAUGCUUGAUGGACUCAGGCGGAGGCACGCCUCCCGGCCCUCCUCCAGACCCCUGUCACUCAACUUCAGCACCUUCUCUGCCCCUCCCCCGAGCCCUGACAUGGACAGCAGCAGCGAGCAUCCAAUCAGGAGGACUCUGCACCGGCUGAAGCUGAUGAGCUCCCCCAGCCUCAGCGAGCUGGGGAAGAGCGAGAAAAGUUCUCCAGAGGACAGAGGAGAGAAGCAGAAGAGGGCAGGAGCCAACGCCACCUGGAACAGCAUCCACAACGCUGUCAUCGCAGUCUUCCAGAAGAAGGGUUUGGCAGAUAACGAACUCUACACGCUCAACGAAGGUGUCCGGCAUCUGUUGAAGACUGAGUUGGGGUUUUUCUUCACAGAAUACCUUCAGAACCAGUUGCUGACAAAAGGCAUGGUCAUCCUGCGGGACAAGAUAAGGUUCUACGAAGGUCAGAAGUUACUCGACUCUCUGGCAGAGACCUGGGACUUCUUCUUCUGUGAUGUUCUCUCAAUGCUGCAGGCCAUCUUCCAUCCGGUCCAGGGGAAGGAGCCCUCUGUCCGACAGCUCGCGCUGCUUCACUUCAGGAACACGAUAGUCUUGAGUGUAAAGUUAGAGGACGCCCUAUCUCGACCUCGGGCCCGUGUGCCCCCCUCUGUCACACAGAUGCUGCUUAUUCUACAGGGGGUCCAUGAGUCCCGUGGUGUGAAUGAGGAGUACCUGCGGCUGGAGUCCUUGAUUCAGAAGGUUGUCUCGCCCUACCUGGGCACGCACGGGCUUUACUCUGCAGAUGGUGCUGAGGCCAAUUGUUGUGUUCUGGAAAAGCGUUUACCGUGGGGCUGGUCCAAGUCUGCUGACCAGCCGUCUAAAAACCCUGUGGUACGAUCGAAAAGCUACAAUAUCCCUCUACUGCUGACCCCUGUGGCUGAGUAUGACCCAGAUGCCAGCUCUGUUGGCAGCGGAGGAAUUCGGCGCCACUCGGCCUGUGAGAUUAUCACAUGCCUGGAGGAGCAAGGUCUGGCCUACGCUGACUUGGCCUCAGGCUCUGAACUGUCUGGCCCCUCCUCCAACAGGCUGUGUGUGGGCUCUCACUUCAACGGUAUCGUACAAGCGGGGGCGAGUGCCAUGGCAUUGCCUCUGUCGUCUGCCUCUAUCCUUCCCCUUCAUUCCUCAGGAGCUCUGCACGGCACUGAGGCCACGACAACAAUGACUGAUCUCAGUAAGGGAGCGUCCUCCACACCGCCCAGUGAAUCAUCCAGCCCUGAAACCAUAAUUGGACAAGUGCUAGAGUCUGCAGACUCAGACUCAGAUGGGAUAUUUAUUGAUUUCCCACCUCACUCUGCGGAGUCGAUGGGGUACAGCCGCGAGAGCAGGCAGAGCACUGUGUAGCAGUGGUUGCCUUUAGGAACCCCCCCCCCCCCCCCCCCCCCCGCCCCCUCCUCCUCCUCCUCAUUCCAGUGUGUACGGUAAUAAUCUGUGAGACAGAUUUAAGAAAUAUCACAGCUACAUUUCAUUAAAGUGGUACCAUCUUCUCUUCUUAUGAGUCCAUUUCAAGUGCUUUCACUGGUGAGUGAAAACCUCGCAACUCUAAGUUUUCAACUUUUUAAGAACUAAGAAAAAAAUCUUUGUCCAACAAAAUACAAAUGCCAGUGGAAUUAUCGUUAAAGGACUGAAAUGUUUUACCAGGUAAGGUUUCUCUAUAAACCUAAAUAAAUCAGAUUAUGUCCUUAAAGGUCCAGUGUGCAGGAUGUAGGGGCAUCUAUUGACAGAAAUGGCACAUAAUAUUCAUAACUGUCUUCAUCAGUGUGUAAUCACCUGAAAAUAAGAAUCCUUGUGUUUUCGUUACCUUAGAAUGAGCUGUUUAUAGCUGUACUUGAAGCAUAUCCUCUCCCACAGAGCCCGCCAUGUUCUACAGUAGCCCACAAUGGACAAAUCAAACUCUAGCUCUAUAUAGGGCCAUAGUAGUUCUUCUACACGCUUGGCACAUGUGAGAAGUUUGAGUUCCGCAACCUCACCACUAGCCAUGUGCACAAUUAGACUGGUAGAUAAAGUCAGCACCAGAAAUACUAGCAAGUUAAAUUUAUCAUUUAAAUUAUUAUUAUUUUAUUGACGCACACAUUUAAACUGCAUAUUGACAUAAUUUGCACUGAAGUGUCAUGUCUUCCUAGUCAAAUGUUGCUAUAUAAAAAAUAAAAAACAAGCAUCUGUUAGCUGCUAAUGCUAACAACAUCAGACAAAAAAUAAAAUGCAGGAAAAAAAAUAGCAAGGUGUAAAGUUGGACAAAUAGGACAUCUCAUAGAAUCACAGCGGUUGGUGGUAUUUUAAUUUUAUCAUGUGAGCUGUUGUCAUGUUAUAUAGGGUAACACACAAGGCUCAUAAAGCAGAGCGCAAGUGCCACACAUUUCCGCGGCGUUUAAAUACGCUAGGGUUAUUGAAAAAUGUGAUUAACAAUUUCAAAUGGCUCUUGUAAUAUACCCAACAACUUUUUCAGUUUAAACCUUAAAGUUUAAAAUGUGCUUAAUUUUGACUGUUUUCAUUUUAGGUCAUUUUAGUCAGUCAUUAGGAACAUCCCUGUUUACCGCGAGAUGCCAGUACUACACACACUGGACCUUUAGGUGAUAAAUCAAUCAUAAAUUAAAGCAUUCUAUAUUUUUUAUAUUGACAACAAAUCCCUUGAAAAGACCAAAAUCCAGAGUAAACUGAUCCCACAGGUUUCGCCUCUGUGACCAAAACCCACUCUUAUUCCACUGACCUUGUCGCCUCAGACCUUGAAUUUUGUCCGAAAACGACUAGAAACAAACAAUGAGUCACACACACACACUCUACAUUUGAUUGAACAUGAGCACUGUAGUUGAUUUUGAUUGUUGGAAGUGUAAAUGCUCACUAAUCGACAAAUGUGUCUUAAUCUGUGUCUAAAAAUAGUCUCGAACAAAUGCACUAUUUACUCCUGUUUAAGUAACUUGAGUAACUAAUGAAAACUGCAGUGUUCAGCUUUUUAGAGGAAUUAUUCAGCCUUCUUUAAAUUUAAACUGUAUAUUUGUGACCCAUUUUAAAGAUUUAUGUCUUCAAUAGAAACACAUGGGUUUGGGGCUGAGUGUCACAGACAUACCAGGACCCAUAGAGGAGCAUGUAAUCCCUUAACUGAAAUUAAAAUCACUAAACUGGAGUUAAGAGGUUUUCAAACAGCAUCAGUUUCUUACCUCUGCUGAGGAGGUGGCUAUUACAGCCGUCAUUUACAUUUUUACUUUGGAAAAAUGACAGAAACUUUGCUUAUUUAUCAUGGAUUUUUUUUGUAUAUGUGUGUUUUUUGAGCCUCACAACAGUUUUAUAGUUUCUGUUUACACUCUGUCAUCUGCCUCUGGGCAGUAACACAGUAAUGAGGUCUUCUGCUCGCUGUUUUGUACGACAUCUAAUGAAAAUGUGGACUGUUGGAAUUGUUUCUAUUGUCAGCGGCAGUCAUAGAGGUCUAAUGCAAACUCCUCUUAGAGCGAACAUCAGUGUGACAGCUUUUCGGUAUUAGCUCUGUGCAGCGGGAGUUUGAGGAAUGACGAUGUUUAUUGUUUACAUUUGAUAAAGACAUGAACAUUUUGACUGAAUGUCGUCUCACACUGUAUUUUGCACCACCACUACCUUGUAAAUAAAAAUGCAUUGUUGGUUUUUAGGACAGCUAGAUCAUGUAAAGUGAGCUUUUACCUUUAAAUGAAUUGAGAUUUUAAUAAGGGCUUUUUAACGGAAUCUUUUUCAAAUGAUGUUUUACCUCAAGCGUUUUGUACUUUACUUUUUUUGACAAUCUAUGAUGUCUACGGAGUUGUACUUUGUAUUAAUUUGUUAUACUAGCCCAGUAAAAAUUAAAUAAAUUUUAAUAGUAUUUAAAAA
Molecule: messenger RNA, 4089 nt
Organism: Epinephelus moara (kelp grouper)
Lineage: Eukaryota; Metazoa; Chordata; Actinopteri; Perciformes; Serranidae
Product: proline-rich protein 5-like
Biological process (GO): TORC2 signaling
Cellular component (GO): TORC2 complex
Source: RefSeq, a predicted model, not a curated record